Molecule: messenger RNA, 832 nt
Organism: Spodoptera littoralis (African cotton leafworm)
Lineage: Eukaryota; Metazoa; Arthropoda; Insecta; Lepidoptera; Noctuidae
Source: the annotation of a GenBank genome assembly
AUUUUGAAAAAACAACAAUAAUGUGAAAUAAAGUGCCAAAAACACUAAAAUGUUGAACGGAACGACGGAAAGGGGCGGCUUGUCCUUACAGUCGUCACCAGUGAAGGUGUCGACGUCCCCAGUUCGAGCCACUUCGAGCCCGGUUCGAGCGCCCCCAUCCCCGCUUAAGUCUUCUCUCGCUAGUGGGAGGAGAUCUCCAAGAAGGUGUCAGUUUGCGGCCCCUGUUGAAGAUGCGAGGGAUAAAUGUGGAGCUUCAUGGUUAUGUCGAAGAGGGGCCGGGAUUGGCGAGGAGUCUGACCCUGAAAGGUCGCCAGGACCAAGUGCUCCUGUGCUGCAGGCUUGUGACGAGUCCGUGCCGCCACCGAAGAACUGCUACAGACUAGUUAUGUUAGGGUCAGCUCGUGUGGGCAAGACGUCGCUGGUGUCCAGAUUUCUGGGCACGAAGUUCGAAGACAGUUACACCCCAACUAUUGAAGACUUUCACCGAAAGCUGUACCGCAUCAGAGGCGAGGUGUAUCAACUGGACCUUCUGGAUACAUCUGGAAACCAUCCAUUUCCAGCUAUGAGGAGACUGUCUUUUCUUACUGGUGAUCUCUUCGUGUUGGUAUUUGCGAUGGACAGCCGCGAGUCCUUUGAAGAAGUGAUACGGCUUCGGGAGCAGAUCCUGGAGACGAAGGCUAGUGCUAGCAGUGGGAGUAGCAGAGGUCGUCGCCAGGCACCCAGAGUUCCCAUGGCCAUUGCUGGAAAUAAAUGCGACAGGGAUCUUAAGGCGCCGCGCCACGCCGACGCGCUGCGCCGCGCCUCCACGCCGCCCAUGCCCAUAGAAAGCUAA